AUGAAGCUCUCCAUCACACUCGCUGCCAUGGCUGCCAUGGCUAUCAUGGCUCAGAACAUCGGAGACCCCGUCACCACCAGUGUGCUCGUCGUCGAGUACGUGCCAGCUGUCUCGACUUCGACCGUGUACCAGACCACUCAGUUCACCGUCUGGAGCUGUGCACCCGAUGUCACCAACUGCCCAGCUCGUUCUGCAACAUCCAUCGCCAUGGUCACCGCCAUCAUCGGCAUGUCAACCACAAUCUGCCCAGUCACUUUUGUCAGCACUCGUGUCAGCUCCUACACCACACCUGCUUCGACCAGCUACGCCUCAUCCACACCCGGUGCUUCCAUCAGCUCUGCCUCUGUGAUCUCGACUACCUACUCGACUGGCAGUUCCACCAUCACCAUCGGCUCGUCAUCGACCGACUUCAACUACUGGUCGACCAUCAGCUACAGUGCAUCCUCCACUGAGUCCAUCGUCACGAGCCAAGCCACUCUCUACUCUGGCGGGCCUUCUCUUCCAACCGGCGUUACCAUCAGCUCGACCACAUCAGGUGGCUCAGGUGGCUCAGGCAGCUCAAGCGGUUCAGUCGGCUCAUCAUCAGUCUCUGCAUCAAGCGGCUCAUCAGCAUCAUUGACAUCCACAAUUUCGACACUCUCAUCAUCUGGCUCUGUCUCAGCUGGUGCAUCAACAUCGUCAUCGGCAGCCACACUGGCAUCAGCAGGAUCUUCAUCGUCUGGUUCACCGUCUCCAACAAGCACAUCGGCAGGCAUCAUCACAUCUUCCGCCAGCGUCGUCGUCUCCACCAGCAUUGCUGCCAACGGCAGCUCAUACACUAUCUCCUACUCGCCAUUGGGGACUGGUAGCCUCAGCUCUCAGGUCAUCACUGGCCCAGGAUCCAGCAACAACAUCUCGGUGCCAUCUGGACCACCUGGCUCCGGUCGCCAGACUGUCUUGUCUGUCGUGUCUGCUCUUGCCUUGUGCAUGGUGGCAGCUCUGAUCAUGUUUUGA
Molecule: messenger RNA, 993 nt
Organism: Aureobasidium pullulans EXF-150
Lineage: Eukaryota; Fungi; Ascomycota; Dothideomycetes; Dothideales; Saccotheciaceae
Exons: 2
Coding region: 1-993 (330 amino acids)
Source: RefSeq, a predicted model, not a curated record